GAAGCAAUUUGUUUACGAAAUCCAGCAGACGAUCGAAGAUCGAUUUCGAUUUUUCAACUCAGUCGUUGUGCCGCGGGCUAUUACACGAUACAAUACGAGUGUAUAAACCAAGUCUACCUAAAAUCGUCGAUAAGCAGGGUAUUUUGUACGCGCGAUCGAUCGAUUUUUUCCGCGCAUUAUGAAGCAGUUGGUGGAGAAACUGAGGGAGACCCUGGAGGAGCUCGGAUUCGCGGGCGAACCGCCGCAGCCGAUCAACGAGGCGGUCCGCCGGGAGAUGGACUCGGCGCGCGAGCUCAUGGCCGGCAUCGCGCGGAAGAGCAACGAGGUCUCGACCGUCUGUCGGGGCUUCGUCGAUCCGAACGAUCCCCUGUACCGGGGCCAGGCGCACACGGCCCAGUUCCACGCGCUGUGCCUCGAGUGGGCCGGCCACUGCCUCGCCUACGCCCAGCCCGGCUCGCACGAGUACGCGCUGGGCCUUCGGGCGCGCGCCAACCUCCACUAUCACUGCGGCAACUGGUCGGACUGCGCUCGGGACGUUAUCCAGGCCCAGGACCAGUUGAGGCUUCACGAGCUCGCCGAUCCGCUGGGCACGGCCGAGAGACUGAGCGAGCUGAUGAGCCGAGUCGAGGCCAAAGCGGGACUCAAAACGGAGCCCAACUCGGACAUGAACGGCUGGCAGCCCGUGGAUCUGGCUGACAGCCCCGAUCAGCUCGUUCCGCGACUCGAGCAGUCGCACCCGGAGCAUCCGUGUCUGUCCGUGAGCGUGGCGCCGGCCUACGAUCCCUUCCUGGGCCGUCACCUGGUGGCCAGGCGCGACAUCAAGGUAGGCGAGAUGAUCCUCGUCGAGGACAUGGCCUGUUGCUCGCUCCUCGAGGACAAGCUGCACACGAGCUGCGCCCACUGCUCGGCGCCUGCCUGGCGCGGAGGCGGCGGCGGCCAAGCCUGUCCCGAGUGCGCCAACGUCCUGUACUGCUCGGAGGAGUGCCGCGACGAGGCCCGCAGCGACUAUCACGACGUCGAGUGUCGGAUCUUCGCCGAGGCGAGUCGUCGCCGGGAGGAUCGGGAGAGCGUUCUGGCGGCGCUGAGGCUGCUCGUCAAGUACGCCAAGGCCGAGGGACUGGACCGAGUCAUCGAGAUCGCCCGAGUCAUCGAUCGGGAUCCAGAAUCGUUCAACAUGAAGCUGCCGACGUUAUCCGAAUACUUACAACCGACGGACAGUUCGUUCUGCUAUACCGAAUUCGGUAAGAUUUAUGGUUUGCUGGAUCAACACAUCUCCCCCGAGAACGAGGAACAGUUCCGAUACAUGAUGACCGCGAUGGAUAUCCCUCCCAGGCAGACCGACGAAUUUCCGGAAGACGAGUACGACGACUUGCUCGGGGCCGUGUUGAAAAGUUUGCGGGGCAAUCGCGACGAGGUCAUCGACGACGACACGAUGUGGGCGGUCAGGAAGAUUUUCAAAAAGUUAAAGAUGAUUUACGAAGUCAAUUGUCAUUGGUUCGGUUCUGUGCCCGAUGAAAAGAGCCCGACGAAAUCCGACUGGGAGAUCAAAUGCUUCGCUCUCUCUUAUUAUACCUCCUUGAUCAAUCACUCUUGCUUCCAAAAUUCUGCGCUGUCCAUCGGAAAGGGUGGAAAAUUGAUAGCUAGUCUACGCGAUCCAUCCGAUAAAACAAAGCGAGCAGGAUGGACACGAGGUGGGGUCUGCGAUCGAACUAUACGAGGAGGGUGCACUUGGCCGAGGUGGAAAAUUUCAUCUGCCACUGCGUGGGUUGUAUCGAGGACUGGGAGGAAGCCUCGGACAGUGUGAAUAUUGACAAUCUCGUGCGCCCCGAAGUCGAAGCUUACGCCAAGGUGGGGAUGCUCGAGGGCCAGAGCAUCGAUUGGUACUUGACCAGGAA
This is a messenger RNA of Trichogramma pretiosum, 1895 nucleotides long. RefSeq lists its product as uncharacterized. The record is from RefSeq and is a predicted model, not a curated record. The transcript is spliced from 5 exons. Lineage: Eukaryota; Metazoa; Arthropoda; Insecta; Hymenoptera; Trichogrammatidae. The coding region runs from base 179 to 1804 and encodes 541 amino acids.